AGGAAGCAAAGGCGCGACAGGAGCUUGAGCGCUGCAAGGCGAAGUUCGAAAAGCGCCGGCCACCCAAAAGCCCUGAGUUGUCCAGGCUCUUGCACAAACUCAAGCGGAACGUGGCGCGUGAAAUGCGGGACGCGCAGCAGGGCUUUGUGAUCCAAAAGGUGACGGAGAAGCACGGCAAGACAGAGGUUCGACGCGUGGCAGUUUGUCCCCACACCCGGAUCCUCAAGUGGUGCCAUGCAAACGAGUCCUUCGGUCCAACUUCUAAGACUUUGGAGUUGCGACUUGUGCAAAAGUUGGAGUUCGGCCCAGCCGCUCGCGCUGCCAAGAUCCUUCCAGAGGUAUCACCUUGGCAUUGCUUCUCCUUGGUCACAGCUGAAAGGUCCUACGAUUUUAUCGCUUCAAAUGAGAACUCAACUCGUUGCUUUGUGCUGUCUAUCUCCAGGUUGUGCGAGGGCACAGCUGAAGGGAUCUUCCGGACACGGCACGAUUUCGAAGUGACGAAGGGCUGGGCUCGGCUGAAACUAGGCUGCAAACGCCGUGGCAGCUCUGUGACACAGGAUUUCCUGGUGGCGCUACAGAAGGUGGGUGCCACGCUCCCCAAACCAACUCCCAAACUGAUGAUGCCCACGGACGAGGCCUCUUCAAAGCCGAUGGACCUCUUCGACUUCUGCAAUGAGCCGAAGGAGGAGCCACCGCAGCGCACCAUAUCUACAGGCUCUGGCAUACCGUCCUUCAACAGCAGCGCUGGCGGGGCCACUACGCCCAAGAGUGCGGCUGGUGGAGCGGCUUCGCCCAAGAGCAACAACGGGUCCUUCAAGCCGCUGGGGAGGCUGGCUUCUGCCACAGAUGAUCUCGGAGCCAAUGCCAGGGGCUUAAUGGCCUGGAUGACGCCCUUCGGAUCGUCUGGAGCUGUGUGGCCGAAAGCUGGUGAGACAUGGGUCUUCACUGGUGCUGUGGAGCACGUGGAUCUCUACCGCAGCGCAGAGGGCAGCGAGUGGGUCAACGAGAUGACCUGUCGAUCUCAGAGUGAACGCCGGAUGGUCACCAUCAUCUCUGCACUGCCACAGCAGAACAUGGUGGAAAUCAGGGCUCGUAUGGUUGACGACAACGGAAACUGGUUAUUGGAGAAGGCUCCAAUGAAGUGAUUGUUUCGCUUGCGCGGGCUCCGCUGAUGAAAUCAUCGGGGGCCGUGAAUCGACAAACGACGAAUCAAGAGAUGACAAAAA
Messenger RNA from Cladocopium goreaui, 1226 nucleotides. The record is from the annotation of a GenBank genome assembly. NCBI's taxonomy places the organism in Eukaryota, Dinophyceae, Suessiales, Symbiodiniaceae.